Molecule: messenger RNA, 2472 nt
Organism: Microtus ochrogaster (prairie vole)
Lineage: Eukaryota; Metazoa; Chordata; Mammalia; Rodentia; Cricetidae
Product: putative sperm motility kinase W
Exons: 1
Coding region: 424-1896 (490 amino acids)
Source: RefSeq, a predicted model, not a curated record
ACUGCACCUCAUUCUUAAAGGGCCAGACACAGUUUGAGAUCCUUAGGAUACAGCUACAAAGGCCACUGCCACUGUGCUGGCUGGAAUCUCAACGAGUAAGCAUCUGUCUCUUUGAUCCACUGAAGCCGAAGCUGGGGGACGCUAGUUGCCUUUUCCUAAGUAGGGGAAAGCUGCCUGUGGUCAGACAGGGAGACAGUCACUGUAGGCUACAGCCUGCUGCUAUUGGUCCAUUUCUUGCUCUGACCUCACAAACAGUCACUGAGACGGAAGAAUAAGGCUGUAGCCUGGGCUGCAUUUCUGUCCAGAGACCAGGGAGCUGGUUCUGUGACCUGUGGGACUCCCUCAUUCGUAUCUUAAUUGGAGCUGUUUAUUUGAUCUCCGGCACAACCUUUCUGGACAGGAGGCCAGUAAACACCAAGCCUCAUGGCCAGCCUCCCCCGAGAUGGGGGCCUAGACCGGCAAUACAAAAUGCUGUUCACCAUCGGCCAGGGUGGAUUUGGCUGUGUACAACUGGCCCUCCAUCGCCUCACAGGCAUGCCCGUCGCAAUUAAAGUUGUAGAAAAUGUGAAGAAACACCUGCGCCUCGUUCUAUCAGAGAUAGCAGUACUGGAAACCGUGCAACAUCCACACAUCAUCCGCCUCUUCCAGGUUUUAACGACCACAAAAUACUGCUAUAUAAUAACAGAGUAUGUGCCGGGAGGCAAUCUGUACCAACUGGUUAAGGAAGAAGGCAGGCUGCAGGAGGAACAGGCACAGAAAAUAUUUGGGCAGCUAGUGUCAGCCAUAAGGUGCUGCCAUGACCAUGACAUUGUCCACCGAGACCUGAAGCCCCAUAACAUCCUGCUAGAUGCACAGAGAAAUGUCAAGCUGGGAGACUUUGGCCUUGCUACCAGGUGUGGAGCUGGCACUGUGCUGUAUGGGUGCUGUGGGACCAAGAGCUACAAUGCCCCAGAAAUGGUUCUGAGGGAAGGCUACGAUGGGAGGAAGGCAGACGUGUGGAGUCUGGGUGUGUUGCUGUACUUUAUGACAACUGGGCACCACCCCUUCAGAGGAAGCACCCUGGAAGAGACCAAGAAAAACAUCACUAUUGGGAUGUAUGACAUCCCAGCUCACAUCUGUGGGCAACUUGAAAAUCUCAUUCACCAAAUCUUAACAGUUGUCCCAGAGAGGAGACCCUCCACUGAAGAUAUUCAGCACCAUCCAUGGGUCAAGAACCCUGAAGAAAACAUCUCUAGUGACCCCUACCCAGAUCCUAAAAUUGUUGACAAGCUGUUUGACCAUGGGUUUGCUGCCAAUGAGAUCUUUGACUCACUGCAGAAGCGGAAAUACGAUGAGAUAAUGGGGACAUACCUGUUACUACAAGAACAGCUACACCAGGGGCUUGACUCCACCUCCUCAGUCACUACGGCAGACCCUGGUCCUGCACCUCCACCCUCUCCAGUCCCUCCUUUAACAUCUGGUUGUUACCUAAAAAGAAGAGCCAGUGAGCCCACCUUUGGCCUUCUUCAUACCCGGCCUUCACAACAGCACCUGCCUGAUGUCCUGACACUAUCAAGGCAGAAGAUAAACCAGAGUGUCUCCAUGUCUCUAUGGUGUCCUCAAAAGAAAAGCCCCACUUCGAGCCAUGCGCCACCGACCAAGGCCGCAUCUGCCCCAUGUGUCUACCACAGCAGGGUAGAAGAAGAAAUGCCCCUGCCACCUGGACCUGACUCUAACAUGGAAAAAUCAUGCCUCCCUCAGAACAUCGAGUGCUUCAGCGGACUGUGCAGGAGAAUCAGAGUUUGCCUGUCAAGAUUGUGUUGCUUCCCGCGGGCUUCAAAUCCACAAACCGGGCGUGUGUUCAACAACAAAGUGGAUCCUCUGAAAGAGUCAGGAGGCAGAUGCAGUGAGGAGUAGGGAAGUACGUGAGAGAUGAUGCAUACGUAUUAGUCAGGAGGCAGACGCAGUGAGGAGUAGGGCGAGUAUGUAGAGAUGAUGCAUAUGUAUUUUAUGUUUCAUUUUCACCAUGUAUUUUUCAUUUGAAAAAUCAAAAAUGUGUAUGUUUGUCGUAUCCAACAGGUUGUUCAGAUGUCUACACAAUUUGGAUGGAAACCUGGAACUUAGCAUACUUCCUCAGGAAAAAAAUCCUCCAGGAACAUACCUAGGUGGUAUCCGAUGCAGCUGGGACAGGACUGGGAUCGGUAAUGGGUCAGGGAAUGUUGAUCUGUUGUCCAUAGAGAACAGAUGUCCAGAUUGGAAGACUCUGCUUAGGGAUCCAGUGACUGGCAAAGUGACAAUGGUCAAACCACAAAGGGGCCAAUUCAAUGUCUCCCUACAGUUUGUCUGCACAGGCAGUGUGCUGAGCUCGUGAGGCCUGACAUCACAGUGUCAAGGCCAACAUGGGGAGGACGAGCUGGAUACCCAGUUCCUGUGUGCCCUGCACAUGUGUCUAGAGCAGAUGUUUGCAGGACCAGAGGCCUCUCCACAGCAGCA